AUGUCGCUCAGGGAAGAAUCCUCGACAGCACACGCGCCGGCGAAGACCGUCCUGAGAGGGGCGGCGAUCUCCGGCUCACUGCGCAGGGCGUCGGCCAACACCGGCCUCAUCCGUGCUGGCCCGCUGAAGAACGCGCUGGACUGGGCAUCGCGGCCGCCGAACCGCUGGGGGGACAGGGCCGCCGCGAUCCUGAGCGCGUCGGGCGGCUCCGGCGGCGACCGGUCGCAGUACCACAUCCGGCAUGUCGGGGUGGCUCUCGGCAUCCACUUCGUCAUCAAACCGGAGGUGUUCACCAAGGCUCAUCAGCUGCCGAGGAAGUUAGACGACGACGGCAACCUGGUCGACCCGGAGACGAGGGAGCAGGUCAGGAAGCUGCUCCUGGCGCUGCAGGCGUUCGCGCUCAAGCUCCAGGGGAAGUCCGCAGACUCUGAAUAG
Miscanthus lutarioriparius is the source of this 435-nucleotide messenger RNA. The record is from the annotation of a GenBank genome assembly. NCBI's taxonomy places the organism in Eukaryota, Viridiplantae, Streptophyta, Magnoliopsida, Poales, Poaceae.